Hylaeus volcanicus is the source of this 2000-nucleotide messenger RNA. RefSeq lists its product as uncharacterized. The coding region runs from base 601 to 1551 and encodes 316 amino acids. The transcript has 5 exons. The record is from RefSeq and is a predicted model, not a curated record. Lineage: Eukaryota; Metazoa; Arthropoda; Insecta; Hymenoptera; Colletidae.
AGCAAGGUUCUAGCGUGAAUCAUCGGAUCGUGUGUGAGUGUACACGGUCGAUCGGUAAGGUAUACCCGGAAACAGGUGUCGACGGUGACGUUGCAUCUACAGGCCUCGAUCGACACGCGAGGGCCGCAGGUAUGCUUCGUGUGUCACUUUGUAUACGAUCCAACCCUCGCGAUCACGCGGAUGGAAAAUUGAGACAUCCCUAGAUCCUCGCUGAUCUCUGCAAAUCUCCAUCGAGACCGUUGAUUGCGGGGAGGACAUGCCAAUUCACUGUCGUAACAAUUCCACUGGUUCACUCAACACAACGUAACUAGAAACGAGGUCUGCGGGCGUCCGCGUGCUGCGUGGAGCGUUUACCAACGAUUUCGCCGUAAACGAUGUUACAUUAUCUCCCUCCAGGAUAAUUGGACUAUCGUUUUCGUUGAUUACAGGAGCGCUCGAAACCUUCAAAAUUGACCUUUUCUUCUUGCUGGCGACACGGAGCCAUUUAUUACGGUAUUCAUUUAUUAAGACCACCUGGGAUGUGUGCUGUAAUUAUGCGGCCCCGACUCCAUGAAACCAGUUCGACAGUGAACGCAACGAUAACUCCGUGGUGUACAUACAAUGGCAGAAAAAUUUCGAUCACUAGUAAAGGUUAUAACUAGCGAAAUAAAUAAACACCGGUUGUUUAACAAUACGACGACAUCAAUUAAUAAUGCUACUGGAAAAGCGCAAAAGAAGUUUAAUGACAUACAAAACGUCGUUGCUUCGAAGUACGAUGUUAUUGCAAAGCAAAUCAAUAAAGAUAUAACAUUAAUCCAAAAUUUAAAUGCAGCGGCCCUACAGCCAAGUCCAUUACCUAAGAAAGUUAUGAAGUGGUUGCAAUGGUAUCAACAAGUAACAGGCUUGGAUGCGGUAGAACUAGCUAAACACCAAGUAAUUUCGGCACAGGACAAAUUAUUCAAGUGUCAAGACGAUAGAAGAAACCUUAACCGUCAAGCAGCAAUAAUAAAUGAUAAAUUAAAAGAAGUAUACUCUGAACUUAUUCAGACUAAACGAGACGAUCCAAAAUAUGUACAACUGACUAUAAUAGAAAACAAGAGUCUGCAAGAACAAGCAAGGAUUAUAUCACAGCUUGAUUUAUUAGAAAAAGAAGAGAAGGAUCAGUUUACACAGUUAGCUACUGCUAUAAAGGAAUAUCAUGAUAGUCAGACAAUGAAUGCACAGAAGUAUAAAUACUUAUCUAUUCUUGCAUCUGCCGCAUUAGCAAUUAUAUCACUGACUGGUUCAAUGAUAUAUAACAAUAAGAGAAUAGCAAAUGUCAGGAAUGUCCUAACUGAGGCUCAAGAAAAAAAUGAAAAUAUACUUAAAAGUACUUUUAAGUCUUUGGAGGGAAUUAUAAAUGCAAGGUAUUCUGAAAUUCUCAACAAACUAGAUAAUAAUAACAAACAAAAUAAUGUAGAAUUGGUCAAUCAUAAAUUCAAUACAAAUCUUUCAAAGGAAUUGCAACAAGGUUGCAUUGUAUUAGGGGUUUGUAUUGUUGGUAUAUUCAUAUUAAAAUCGUUAUUUGGGUAAAAAUGAUGUAGACAUUUUUUUUUAUGUAUUGAAAUGUAAUAAUGGGUAAUCAAUGAAUUAGUAAUAUAUUUGUAAUACAGUGUACAAUUGGAAAAGUUGUACUAUGCAUUUAAUUGCACUUAUUGUGCAUGACUAUCCUAUGCUUUGCACAAGGAACAAAGAUUACAGUCCAUCAGAAAAAUAUGUUUGUAUAUUUAAUAAAUGGGUAAAAUAUACAUAAUGCUUAGGUAGGAAUAAUUAUUUAAUUAAUUAACUUUGUGAUAUACAAUAGAACAUCUGCAGCAUAGAAGAUAUUAUGAGUUACAUAUUAAUAUUGUAAAUAUUUAUGAAGUACUUUUAUUCAAAAUAAAAUGAAAUUAUUCUGUUAAAGAUUAAGCAAAUUAAAUAUCAAUUAUGUUACUUUGUUUAUGCAUUCCAAGGCUUCCAUUCCAUACCAUCCAAUGAUUUUC